GACGGCUGUACCGCACAUUUUGGCCCAAAACGCAAACUCUCUUUGCAUAGCAAGUCUGGGAUACACCUGUCGGGUGAGCCAUACCGGUGCCCGCGACGGUUGUGUGGAUUUGAGACCAUUUUCCGACUGGAGUUACGCCAACACUUGGCCGACCACUCGCGCGAAGAAACUGCCGCUAAUGUGCCGAAAAUGGGCGGUAAAUACCGGUGCGCUUAUGAGGGGUGCGGGCGGGUGUUCCGCGAAAUGGGAUCCCUUCGAGAGCACCGAAAGGCCAGACAUUUGGGUAAACGGUUUUUCUGCGAUCACCCGAACUGUUCCGCCCAUUACUCCAGUUCUCAGGCUCUAGUGGACCACCAGAAGGCCGGCGCUCACGUGUUGGGACAGCCGUUCAGCUGUCAGUUUAAGGACUGCGCCUUUCGGACGCCGGACAGGAAGGCGUUAGUCCGACACUUGGGGGACCAUAAGGGCACCGAUCGGCUGCUACCGAAUCGGCCGUACGCUUGCGAUUGGAAGGGCUGUGCCCUGAGGUUUACGUCCCGCGACCAGUUAGCUCAACACAAACGCCAUCACUUGACACUCACCUACCGGUGCGACGAAUGCCGGCGCGAGUUUCCAAAGGAACAGCUGCUGAAGUUUCAUAAGAUGAGUCGCCACCGAUCGGACUACCGGUGCGAUUGGGAGGGAUGUGAGUACAGGACUGGCUAUCGGUCGGUGUUAAGGUUACACCAGAGGAAGCACUCGGAGCCUACGAAACGGGAGUUUAAGUGUCGAGUGCCCGGCUGUCACAAAACAUGUCACUCCAACACUCAAGUUAUGACCCACCAGUUGAGAACACAUCCACACCUGUUCCCCGACAUACCGUUCCUUCACUGCCCGCAAAAGGACUGCGAGUUUAAGUCUAAACACAAGUCGGCUUUUGCUAUACACGAGAGGAGUCAUACGAAGCCAUUCCAUUGCUCUGAAUGUGAGAAACGGUUCGGCACUAAGAAGAGUCUUACGGACCACUCGCGCACUCAUAACGAGUCACUGAAAUACCGGUGCGAUUGGCACGGGUGUAACGACUCAUUCACUACACACGACGCUAUGAGAGACCAUAUCAAUACGCAUACCGGAGCCGUGGUCUACCGGUGCGAGUGGCCGGGCUGUGAGAAGGAGUUCAUUCACAGGACUUCACUCAUUCAUCACCGACGGAGGCAUAAGUUGUCGGAAAAGGUUGACUACCGGUGCCAUUGGCCGGAGUGUGAGUACAGUACUAAAGACUCGCGGAAUUUGAAAACACAUAUCGAUAGACAUAACGGUGUUGUGAAGGACAGCCGGCGCUCUCGUAAGACCAUUAAGACCGAGGAGUCUGUAAAGACUUGA
This is a messenger RNA of Oppiella nova, 1362 nucleotides long. The record is from the annotation of a GenBank genome assembly. Lineage: Eukaryota; Metazoa; Arthropoda; Arachnida; Sarcoptiformes; Oppiidae.